Messenger RNA from Gadus macrocephalus (Pacific cod), 1677 nucleotides. RefSeq lists its product as uncharacterized. NCBI's taxonomy places the organism in Eukaryota, Metazoa, Chordata, Actinopteri, Gadiformes, Gadidae. The record is from RefSeq and is a predicted model, not a curated record. The transcript is spliced from 7 exons. Bases 879 to 1601 code for a protein of 240 amino acids.
CAUCUAUCCGAGGGUGUGUUAGCCUUGACUGAUGCAUCAGAUACCGAGGUUGAUGCAGACACAUUUGAUGAGCUGAUAAAGUCAGGGGUCCGAAACUUCAAGGUUGGAUACCGCAAGUACCCAGUAACGGAGUUGGACAUUGAAUUGGUGGAAUACAACUCGCAGUCCUCCGUAUUGUCAGACUCCACAGCAUCACCAGUUUCAUUGCCAGGACCCCGGCCCCCGCAUUACCAGCUUCUGCAAGUUCAGAUUCGACAAUCAUCCUCCCAUCCACUAAAAACCGGAAGAGAGGCCUGGUAGAGCUGGAUCGUAAUGAAGCAAGACAGAAAGUUGAUACUAUUCUGAGGUCCAACCCGAAAGGUGAAGAAAUCUUCAAAGAAUAUGACAAAACUAAGACACUGUCAGACACAACACGCAGACAUAUGAUCAACAUUCUGGUUGCUGAAAUGACGGAUUCACAUGGGUAAGAAAUCCUUUCAAAUGACAGAGGAAAAACAUUAAUAAGAAACAAAUGUAAUAAACUGUAUGUGUGUAUCUAUUUAUUUUUUCAAAGGAGGAUUCCCCCCAGAAGUGUCAGGACUAGUUAUGUACUCGGAAUUGUGAACCUUUUCCCAUAUCUACAAGAUCCGUACUCAAAGCAUGGAUAUGAACAUUACUAUGACCCUGAGGCGAAUACUGGCUAUCUUGCUUGGAGACUCAAGACAGUCCAACGUAACACGCACGAUAGCCUCCGUGGGCAUUCCAGGCCCAAUCCCCAGGGCAGGCCAACAACCCACCGAGAAUCUUUGUUGAUUGUUGAACAGCUCAAGGAUGAGGAGUGCAGAGAGGCCGUGUCUGUAAUAAGACACUCCACAGAUGAAUCCGUGGUCAAAGAGAAGAUGAGAGCCACCUUCGAAUACAGACAGAAGCUGGUUCAUGACCAGGAUGCAACAUCUUCAGUCUUUGACGUCUUCCCUCGUUUCCUUGACAUACCCGGACUGAUUGACCAGGAUUUCUCACUGAUGUUUGGGGACGAAGUGUCUGGAAUGUUUCUUGCAAAGUGGCCUUCAUAUUUCAAGCCCAAAGUCAUCAGAGAAAGCCAGAGUCUUCCUUUCAGUCUUCAUGUUGAGGAACUGCGGGCAGGUUGCAACCCUGAGACUGAGAAUGAUCAUGGCUGGGAUAGUGAUAUGUCAGCUCUCCUGUUGCUGUUGCAUCUUCUGCCCCCUACAUCAAGAGGCCAUAAGAAAACUGUCAAGAUCAGCGCCGCACAGGCAGAGGACCAUCUUGUUCGAUUUGUUAAGCAUGGAGCCAGCCUCACUACAUUCCUGGAGAAAGUUGAUGCCAGACAGCCUUUCCUCCUCUGCACUGGACAGCAAAAGAAGAAAGUCGAGAGAUUCUUCAUCGUUGUGGACAACAAACCGAUCCCAUGCAACGCCCUGACGUCGGUGGGUGCCUUUGAUGGGCUAUUCAAAGCUCAUUAUGUUUUCAGCCUCUCUUAUGAUGAAGCCCUCUUCGGUUUCUACACCUUCAUUCAAACCACAGUCUACAACAUAGAUGUUGGAAGCGCAAAGGAAACGCCACGAGUCAAGGAGCUGAGAGCACGACUGCUACGUGAGCCUUAAAUUCCCACCAUUGCACGAAGGUCAAGGAAUUGUUAAAAAAAACUGUUCAGUGAUUAUGUUCACCUGUUUUGUUUGC